Molecule: messenger RNA, 279 nt
Organism: Danaus chrysippus (African queen)
Lineage: Eukaryota; Metazoa; Arthropoda; Insecta; Lepidoptera; Nymphalidae
Source: the annotation of a GenBank genome assembly
AUGGCCUGCGCGUGCCUUUACGUGUCCCAUCUAGUUUUGAAUAUUCAAACCGGCCUCGGAUCUGAUGAAAUAUUGAAUAGACUGAGUAAUUUAUUCCCCGCGGGAGAGUUCACGAACGAACGGUCUUCCGUUCGGAUAUUGAAAUUAGGUGCUAAGACGUCUGGCCGCUGUGAGACUGCGAUUGUUAUUAAUGCCCCACCUUGGCGAUGUUUGGGACCGGCUUCCGAGACGUUUGUUAUAAAUGAACAGUUUUCGGGACGCUUUAUCAUAUCCACAUAG